Messenger RNA from Actinia tenebrosa (Australian red waratah sea anemone), 793 nucleotides. RefSeq lists its product as uncharacterized. The record is from RefSeq and is a predicted model, not a curated record. Gene Ontology annotation, molecular function: oligosaccharide binding. Lineage: Eukaryota; Metazoa; Cnidaria; Anthozoa; Actiniaria; Actiniidae.
CAGGUGAAAGUGAUAGGCACACAAUUGGGUUGUAUGAGGAAUGAAGACUUUUUAACUAAACCUCAAGGCAAUUGAUCUCCUUUUCUGUUAUUGAUAAUUGACUUUUAAUCUGAAAAUAUUCACCUUGGUCAUGAAAGGACUCUUAUUUCCAUCGUUGCUAUACCUUCUAUGGUGUACCUCUUUUGCCAUGGCAUCACAAUGUAAUGUUUUCUCCUCUACAUACGGUAAAUACUUGAAAAACAACUUGGUUCAGUCGAUCCCCAACACCAACCUCCAGAACUGCACGGAUCAGUGUAUUGUGGCUGGUUUCUGUAGAAGCACAAAUUUUCAUUUCGAAAGUAAGACCUGUGAACUGAAUAUUGCUGAUAAACAUGACUUUCCUAACGACUACACAGAGAGACAAGGCUACAGCUAUGGUGGAUGGCGAACGAAAAAGCCCGUUCCACAAUCUUGUUCAGAAGCAAAAGCUAGAAAACGAUCGGCCAAAAGUGGAUAUUACCUUAUCCGGACAAAGCGUGGAAAGAUUUUGACAGUUUAUUGCGACAUGGAAAAAUACGACGGUGGUUGGACUCUAGUUGUGUCAGUUUCAGCCGUUAAUAAUGAUCAUCUUCAAAGAGAAGAAAACAACUGCAUUGUCAAUUCAAGCUUAUGCGUUCAGUACGAGACCACCGCUGUUCAAGCGAGAAAACUUUCUGACCAAGACAUCAUUGAUAUCAUGUCAGAAUAUGGUAAAUAUCAAAUAGUAUUUGUGCUUAUACUUUUGGAGUUGGAGAGGGGGAGGGGGAGGGGAUAG